This is a messenger RNA of Peronospora matthiolae, 2112 nucleotides long. The record is from the annotation of a GenBank genome assembly. NCBI's taxonomy places the organism in Eukaryota, Oomycota, Peronosporomycetes, Peronosporales, Peronosporaceae.
AUGCUGCCACCCAGCAUUCAGAUCCACGAGGGACCUGGUCAAGUUGUUGUCAAGCUCGCUGACGGGAAACCAUGCCGCGUAUCGCGGCGCGAAGUGUCGUUGCCGUACACGUUUGACGGCUUUCGCAGUAACGACAAUUUCUUGGUGAUUGAAAUGAAUUAUUCAUUCGAUUGCAUCCUGGUCAUGCCAUGGUUGGCACGCUAUAAGCCCCAGAUCGACUGGUUAGCCAGAUCAGUGAGACGUCGAAGCAAGUUCGACGUCAGCGAAGUGUUCACCCAUCUCUUGGUGGCUCCAAGUGAUUGGCCGAACGUUACAGUCGUGGAUCGUACAUCCACGACACCGGCGGUACACAGAGUGAGCGAUGGCCCUCUCUGUACCGCUUGUUCCGUGCCCCUACGCACGAGUGAUGAUGUCUCCUCGCGUUGCAGCGAGGAGUCCGACGUGUACGAGCAGUGGCUCCCGCGUAAUGACGACGCGGACGAGCAGUGGCUCCCGCGCGACGACGACGCGGUCGAACAGCGGUUCCCGCACGAACGAGAAGUGGUCGAACACGAACAAGUGUUCCCACCUCCACCCAUUGUGGUCGAGCAGAGGCUACCACAAGGGCAAGAUGUGGCCGAGCAGGGGCUCGCCACCCAGUGUGACGUGGAUGGACAAGAGUCCCCACGUGCGAACAUGAUGGUCGAACAGGGGUUCCCAUCGUCGACUACUGUGGUCGAACAGAGUUUCCCACAUGAGCAAGACGUGGUCGAGCAGGGGCUCCCACACGAGUUUGUGGCGGUAGAGCAGGGGCUCCCGCAUCAUGCGUCGACGGACGAGUAUGGACUACUCCCGUCACGCGAUUUCGACGUCCUGGAUAAGGACAUCCAGCGUCUAGAGGGGGGUGCAGAUUUAACACCUGACUGCGGUUCGCCAGCUUCGAGCAUGGACUCGAAGCACGAUGGGGACGCAAGCUACGAGAACUCAGCGUUGGAAUGUUUCCACGCUAUUGUGUACGUGGACGGGGGUCCACAAAGGCGCCAAUACAUUGAGGUCGCGAGUCCACCUCGCGACGCGUCGUCGAUUACGAGCCUUCCAGGACCCUCCUGGAAGCAUUUUCUACGUGACCUCAAGGGAGGCACGGUGGAACAAGUAUGUCUGGUCACCAACGAGGUGACCUAUGAGCCGUACGAGGAGCGAAUGACGCGCCCUCGAAGCGCUGAGCAAAAGUCAGCGCGCGAAGAAAGAUUUGCGUCGCAAUCUUGGGAGGCUCUGCGCGAGUCUGGUAACCCUGUUUACGACAUUGCACGAGAGUACGCCGAUGUGUUCCCGGACAAGAUUCCGGCCGAACUCCCUGCCGAUCGUGGCGUGCGGCACGAGAUUGAUCUGGUGCCAGGAUCGAAAUAUUGUGUGACACGCCAGUGGCCGUUGCCUCGAGACCAAGUCGAGGCUAUUGAUGCAUUCUUCGAAGGUCGUCGCAAGGCCGGUCAUGUGCGUGAGAGUGUCUUACCCCAUUCGAGCCCAACCUUCUGCGUGAAGAAGGCUACAGGAGGCUGGCGUAUAUUGCAUGCGUUUAACAAGCUCAACGAUGCCACUAUUCCUGCCCAAACGCCUAUCCCCAGGAAAGACAUGGUUCUAAACUCCAUGUCAGGUAGCGUCAUCUUCAGCCUCAUCGAUCUGACCGAUGGCUUCUACCAGAUCUUGAUGCGACAGAGUGACAUACCACUCACUGCGGUGUCCACCACGAGUGGUAUGCUAUGGGAGUGGCUGGUGAUGCCACAAGGAUUGAAGAACGCACCAGCCACUUUCAAUCGCAUGGUAUCUCAAGUGUUGAGACCGCUUCGAGACUUUGCUCUUAGCUACUUCGAUGACAUUUUUGUCCACAGUCGCGCUGAGGGCAACCUCAGUGCUGUCCGAGUUCACAUUCAACACCUGAAGCAGGUGUUUCAAGUCAUGCAAGAUAACAAGUUAUAUGCAAACUUGAAGAAGUGUGUAUUCUGUGCACCGGAGAUUCCGGUGAUGGGCUGCUACGUGAGUAAAUCGGGUGUUCGAGCCGAUCCAGAGAAGUGUCGUCAAUCUGUUCUUGGCCCACACCCAAGAACCCUACGGAGUUACGUCAAUGGCUCGGUCUAG